Messenger RNA from Linum trigynum, 4182 nucleotides. NCBI's taxonomy places the organism in Eukaryota, Viridiplantae, Streptophyta, Magnoliopsida, Malpighiales, Linaceae. The record is from the annotation of a GenBank genome assembly.
AUGUCGUUUGUUCCUAAUUUCAAAAUUUUGGCGUGGAAUGUUGGCGGUGCAGGUGGGAGAGCCUUCCUCCGAGCUUUGAAGCUAGUUCUCCAAACUCAUCGGCUAGAUUUUGUCCUGCUUUUGGAGCCGCAGAUCAGUGGCGACGCGGCGAAUUCGGUGUGUGACAGCCUGGGUUUCCCUAGGUCGAUGCGGGUGGAAGCUACUGGCCGCAAGGGGGGUAUAUGGGUUUUCUGGAGGGAUACCAAUUUAUCUCCUUGCUUGCUGUCGGCGUGCAGUCAGCACAUCUCCCUUGGAGUUUAUUCCACUGCAAAUCCUCCGUGGGUUCUUACUGCCAUUUAUGCUUCUCCCAGGCAAGGUGAACAACGGGUGCUGUGGGAAAAUCUUAUCAACCAGAGCAAGCUUAUUGAUGUUGCCUGGCUGCUUACGGGAGAUUUUAACGCCAUUUGGGAUCUGGGGGAGAAGUCGGGGCCACCUUCGAGCAACACGAUGAGACGUUGUCGGGUUUUCAAUGAGCGUCUCAACUCGGCUGAGCUGGUGGACCUGGGUUUCUCGGGCCCAAAGUUUACUUGGACAAGAGGAGAGGAGAACAAUACAGUGAAGGCUAGCAGACUUGACAGGAGUUUGUGUAACCUCCGGUGGAAUGUGGUGUUUCCGAACACUUCGGUGAUUCAUCUUCCUCGCACCCAGUCAGACCACAACCCCAUCCUGACCACGGUUUUCUCGCAAGGCAAUCCGGAAGCUGGCAGCCGUCCUUUCCGCUUUGAAGCAGCUUGGCUUAGUGAUGCCAAUUUCAAGGAGCUGGUGAAUAACUCCUGGGAGAACCAGGCCCUCCUUCCUAAUGCUUUGUCAAGUCUUGCAGGUACACUGAAGGAGUGGAACUCGAGUGUGUUUGGUAACAUCCAGCAAAAGAAGAGGAGAUUUUUGGCGCGCAUCAGAGGUGUGGAGGACCGUCUUGCCAACCAGUUCUCACCUGGCCUUGCGAAGCUGCAUUCCAAGCUUGAGGCGGAGCUGGAUCGGGUGCUAGAGCAAGAGGAAAUGCUGUGGUUCCAACGUGCUAGAGACAAAUGGGUGAAGUUUGGAGAGCGAAAUACGGCUUACUUCCACCAGCAGACCAACCUCAGAAGAAGAAGGAACAGAAUCGAAGCACUACAAGACGAGUCCGAUAAUUGGGUGAAUGAUCCCCAAUCCCUCGCUUUAUUAGUGUUUGAUUUCGUUGCUAACCUCUUUCUGCAGGAUGGGUCGGAAUAUGAGGAUAGACUGCCUACAGGUCAAUUUCCGCGAUUGGGUCUGGAGGAGUUACUGGAGUUACUUCGCCCCUUCACAGCGAUGGACAUUCACAAGGCCAUCUUUGAUAUGAAACCGUUCCAGGCACCUGGGCCUGAUGGCUUUCAUGCGGCUUUUUAUCAGCAAUUGUGGAGAGUGGUGGGGGGGUCUUUGACUGACAUGGCGCUUGCCUUCUUCUCGACCGGAGAGCUGCCUCCCGCAGUCACCGACUCGACCCUGGUUCUCAUCCCUAAGGUGGAGGUCCCGGAGAAAGUUACUCACCUCAGGCCUAUCUCUCUCAACAAUGUGUCUCUCAAGGCCAUUACGAAAGCUAUGACUAGCAGAUUGAAGCCGGUUAUGAGGAAACUAGUCUCUCCCCGGCAGAGCAGCUUCAUUCCGGGAAGACAAACGGCCGACAACAUAUUAGUCGUUCAGGAGGUUCUACAUUCUUUCAGGAAAAAAAGAGGCAAGAAGGGAGGUUUGGUGUUCAAGAUCGAUCUAGAGAAGGCGUAUGAUAGAUUGAGGUGGGAUUUCCUAAGAGACACUCUGAAGGAAGUCGGCCUUCCCAGCUCUUGGAUUAGUUGCAUCAUGUACUGUGUGGAGCAAAACAGGAUGCGGGUCCUAUGGAAUGGGGAGCUAUCUCAGCCUAUUUGCCCGUCUCGUGGAGUUAGACAGGGAGACCCUCUUUCCCCUUAUCUCUUUGUUUUGUGUAUGGAGCGUUUAUCGCAUAGAAUUGAUCUUGCUGUUAGAGAUGGACUGUGGAAGCCGGUUAAGCUCUCUGCGAAUGGCCCUCCACUGACGCAUCUUUUCUUUGCAGAUGAUCUCCUCCUGUUCGCGGAAGCAGAAAGUCACCAGAUUACUGCAAUUAGGCAAUGCCUGGAGGACUUCUGCCUCAGCUCGGGGCAGCAGGUCAACUACAACAAGUCCAUUUUAUAUGUUUCCCCCAACAUUAGCCGCCGGAAAGCUAGCCAGCUGAGUCGGAGGGCGGGUAUCCCUCUUAAAGCGGCUCUAGGGAGGUAUCUUGGGAUUCAGGCGAUUCAGGAGAGAGUGACAAAAGAGCGAUACCAAUCUCUCAUUCUCCGCAUCCAAAAGAGGAUGGCUCCUUGGAAAGCUAAGCGUCUCUCUUUUGCAGCCCGUCUCUCUUUAACUCAGUCUGUUUCUGCUUCUUUGCCUGUUUACAACAUGCAGACGGAGCUCAUCCCCAUGGGAGUUUGCAAAUCUAUUGACAAGCUCAAUAGAGAUUUUAUAUGGGGUGACGAGGAAGAGAAAGCGAAGAUGCAUCUGGUGUCGUGGGAGAAGAUGACAAUGCCGAAAAAGCAAGGGGGUGUGGGCAUCCGCUCCACUAGACAGGCCAAUCUGGCGAUGCUGGCCAAGUGCGCAUGGAGACUCCUUCAUGACAAGGACAGCAUCUGGACUCAGGUGAUGAAAGCAAAAUAUGGUCGUCAUCGUCAAGAGCUGGAUAUGAUUCGUCCAAUUCAGGGAAGUUCCUUUACUUGGGCAAGCAUUGCUAAAGUAGCUAGUCUACUUAAGAAAGGGUGUGCGUGGAAUAUUAAAAGUGGCAGGAAAACUCAUUUCUGGCUUGACUGUUGGGUUUCGCAGGUUCCUCUCCGGGAGCUGGCUGUCGACAACGUCCCGCCGGAACUGGAAGGAGUCAAGGUAGCGGAUAUGGUGGGGGAAGAUGGCUGCUGGAAGACAGAGCUCUUUGUGAACCUUCUGCCCGAGGAAGUGACCCAAAGGAUUCUGAGCGUGGCGGUGGACAGUGCUUCUGAUGAGGAAGAUCAAUUGUUUUGGACGGCCUCUUCAGAUGGGAGAUUCACCACCAAGUCAGCCUUCAGUCUCCUAACUCAGCACCAACCGGACCAAGACGAGGGCAUUUGGAAGAUUAUUUGGAAGCUACCCACCCUGGAGCGAGUUCGAUGUUUCAUGUGGCAAGCUUUCCUUGAUAGGCUCGCUACUAAUGUUCUCCGCUACAGCAGGAGGGUGGCGGAUAGCCCUGACUGUGAGAGAUGCGCUGGUCAGCCGGAGUCCGUUCUGCACAUUCUCAGGGACUGCACCCCGGCCUUGUUUUUCUGGUCCCGUCACGUUCCUCUACACCAGCAAGCAUCCUUCUUCAGCUGCAAUCAGCGGGAGUGGCUUAGUAUGAACCUCAAGAGUGGUGAUUCUGCAGGAAAUGGUGUUGAAUGGCCGGGUUUCUUUAGCACUGCAGCGUGGCUCAUUUGGAAGAACCGUACGACGGCGUGCUUCAAGGGGAUCGGGGCGGCAAUGACACCGCCAACCUUGGAGUUCUCUAUCCUCACCAAAACUAAGCUCUGGUAUGAUUCUUGGAACUCUUCCGACCUUGGUUUGGACAGUAGGAGCAGGCCGGCGAGGCGCGUCCUAGCAGACAUUGGCUGGGGAGGACCGGAGAGCGGCUGGGUCACUAUGAAUAUUGAUGGUGCCUCGAACGGCAACCCGGGACCUGCAGGCGCGGGGGGACUCUUACGUGAUGGGACUGGGAAGUGGUUGAAAGGUUUUGUGGCUAGUUUGGGCACUGCCACAACAGUGUUGGCGGAGCUAUGGGCGUUCAGCCAUGGUUUGGAUCUAGCAUGGAAGGAAGGUCACAGGGCAAUCAAAAUUGAAACUGACUCUCAGCUAGCCAUUCAGCUCAUUGAGAGAAGACACGAUCCGAUUCACCCUCAUGCUACCCUCUUGGCAGGUAUUCGAAAGAGGAUUAGUCGCGAGUGGUUGGUUCGCAUUGUUCAUACAUACAGGGAAGGGAAUAGAGCCGCGGACUGGCUCUCGAAGCACAGUCUCGUCUAUCCCUACGGUGUGUAUGAGCUUGCGGAACCACCUAACGGGCUAAAGCAAGUGCUCAGAGAUGAUAUGUUAGGAGCUACUUUUCAACGUCGCAUUGUAACUCCUCCUUCCUCCAUCCCCUAG